AUGUUGCAGGUAGAAUCUUUAUUAUUGUCGAAAAUCCAUUAUCAGCAAGAUCCAUCUCAACAACUGUCCUUACAAAAUCCGGCAUCCUGCAGCGGUGCCGGAUAUACUCAUCAGAAUGGAUCCGCAUUUUGGACUGCCGUCGCUAGUUCAUCUUCCACGCUUAAUAAUCAACAGGUUCCUCAUAGUCCAGUCUCGUCCUCGUUUAGUAGCGAUGAAGAUGAAAUUAUCACCAAGAAAUCAUUCGAUGUUUCUCCGGGAAGAACGGCAAGUUAUUCUUCGGAAGGGUCAAUUAGCAGUUCACCGCUUCAAUCAUCUUCUGGCUCGUCAAUGAUCUUUUUGUCACCGUCGAUGAUGAACGUGGAACAAUCGCUUCCAAACCCUCGUUAUGCGCAAAAUCAACAAACCGUAGUUGAUACCAAUUUUGUAGUACAAAAAUAUCAAGCAUCCCAGACUCGAGAAAUUCUUGAUGAUAGGAAAUAUGAUCCGCCGGAUUCGUAUUGUCGCACUUUUAUUGAUUCCGGUUCCAAAAAAUCGACAUCGAGUUUAUCAAGUAAUCUUGAGCAUUAUAAAUUAACAAAUAGUAUACCAAAUAAAAAUACGGAUUUAAAUACGCCUGUGAUCGCGAUUCAUCGCGGAAGUGGAAAAAGAAUGAAGACAGAACAUGGGUCAAUCAAUGGUUUAAUAAAGGAUGCGAGUCAAUCGGGAUCAUAUGAAUCACAGUCGAUCACAAAUAGAAAUGUUUUAUGCAUUUCUCCAGAGUCAACCUUGAAUGAAUUCUCGAAAAUGCACAUCACUCAUACGUCGCAGCAGCAAGAAUCGUAUCCUAUUAGUUUGCCAUUGCCAAAGCUUAAAAUGCUUCCACCACCACAACGCGCGAUGAGUGAUACGUUUAUGUACACACAGUCAAAAGAUCAGCACAAGCGAUCUCGUUCAUUCUCAGAAGAGGAAAACAGAGAAAUUCAUGCUUUUAUGUCAUCUCAUGAUUCUCAUCGUAAUCAUGACUCAAAAUCACGAAUUAUUGCUGCAUCUUCUCGUCUCGGACCGAACCAAAGAUACUUUUUACAACAACAACAAUCAAAAGUUAAAAAUGAAAACUUCAACGGAAAUCAUCACGCGAAAAAAGCAGAAAAGCAGCGUUUGUUGAAAACCUUGUGGGUGAGUAGAGACACGGCUUCCCUCAUUAUCGAAGUGAUUUGGUCUCAUUUCCACAUCAACCCUGCUGCAAAAAUCAUUCCUCUUCGAGUUUUUCUUCAGGAGACACUUCGAAGAUCUAGAACCUCUUAUUCAACUCUUCAAACUGCACUUUUUUAUCUUUUCCGCAUUAAAACACAAAUCACGUCGCAUCAACCGAUGACGGCUAAACCCGAACCUCGCGCCCCUAAAAGAGACAACAAUGACCCGGCCACAUGUGGUCGUCGCAUGUUUCUAGCAGCGUUGAUUAUCGCGUCAAAAUAUCUUCAAGAUCGAAAUUACUCUAAUAAAGCUUGGUCAAAAAUUUCUGGACUCCCUGUGAAAGAGAUUAAUCAAAAUGAAAUUGUCUUUUUAAAAUUGAUCGACUAUAACCUGUUCAUCAGUGAAGAUAUCUUUAAACGAUGGAGCAGUCUCUUAUUGACACAUAUUCAGGCUAUUUCUGGAUCAUCGAUGAAAAAUGCGAACUCGUUUAGAUUAACUGAAAAUCAACGAGAAGUUGAACGAUUCCGAGAGAAAUUGCGAACUAUGGAUCCAAAGACUAUGGAAUGUCAACACAAUCGUGGUGGUGAUCUCGCUGAUAUUUUCUUGAUUACGCCGGAUCAAAGUGCGCCUGCUACUCCGCAAGAAUCAUCAGAUCCUAUUAACAAAGACACGAGGAAUGUGCAGAAAUUGAGUGGUAUCUUAAGUCCACAGGAAAUGGAUACAAAGAUGCAGACUGAAAACAAUGGAUCAAUAAUGGAUUAUGAUUGUUCUUCGUCUACUCACACUCCAACGAUGAUUUACGCACAACCAAAUUCUCAAUGA
Molecule: messenger RNA, 1995 nt
Organism: Ambispora gerdemannii
Lineage: Eukaryota; Fungi; Glomeromycota; Glomeromycetes; Archaeosporales; Ambisporaceae
Source: the annotation of a GenBank genome assembly